Aureobasidium melanogenum CBS 110374 is the source of this 900-nucleotide messenger RNA. RefSeq lists its product as uncharacterized. The record is from RefSeq and is a predicted model, not a curated record. The coding region runs from base 1 to 900 and encodes 299 amino acids. The transcript has 4 exons. NCBI's taxonomy places the organism in Eukaryota, Fungi, Ascomycota, Dothideomycetes, Dothideales, Saccotheciaceae.
AUGUCGACUCCUGCUCCUGCUGCCGAUGCGCAGGGACUUCACGACAAUCGCGCCCACCAAUUGAUCGUUGCUACCAUCUUCGCCAUUCUUCUUCCGACUGUCUUCGUUGUGCUGCGUCUGCUCGCCAGACAUGUUCUGCGCAUCCGUCUGUACUUUGAUGAUUGGCUGAUCAUCAUCGCCUGGUUCUUCAAGAUUGGCCUCGAUAUCAGCAACUCUCUACUCAUCAAGCAUGGCAUCGGCCGCCACAUCUCAACCCUCGGCAUCCCCUCCCUUGUCAAGUUUAUGCAGCUCCAGUAUACUCUGGUCAUCCAAUACCCCCUCUGCAUCACCGCGAUCAAGUUAUCCAUCCUCUUCCAAUACCGCCGUCUCUUCCCCAAACACCGCGACUUUCUCCUCAUGACGUCUGCCCUCAUCGCCAUGAUGAUCAUGUGGUGUUGUUCGGUGUUGCUUACUGGAGUGUUCAUCUGUACACCCAUCCGCAAGGCGUGGACCCCUUGGCUUGACGGCAGAUGCAUCGACUUAGUGCCUUUUUACUAUGGCAUGCAGAUCCCUAAUGUGGUUACUGAUGUGCUUAUCCUGCUAUUGCCGUUAAGAGAGGUACAAAGACUCGAUCUACCCAGACAGCAGAAAAUGGGUGUGGCUGUUACUUGUUUGCUUUGGGUCAUCUCUUUGGUUUGUGGUGUCAUUCGAUUGGCUGUUAUGGUGCAGCUUGCUGGGGAAGGCAUGGAUCUUACUUGGAAUCUUGUUCCUGCGGCUAUCAUGACGACUGUUGAGCCUGCUGUGCAGAUUUGUACUGCUUGUUUGCCUUCUCUCCGCGUGCUUUGGCGCAAAUAUCUUGAUGCACGCAAGCAGAAGAGUGCACGUCAUUUGCGCAAUAUCGAGUUGGAGGCGAGUAUGUAG